AUGGACCCCCGCAACUUUCAUCAGUUCGUGAUGCACAGAGUCGCCGAAAUUCUGGAAACAACACUGGUCGAGCAAUGGCGGUGGAUUCCUUCAAAGCUGAACGUAGCAGAUGGAGCUACCAAGGUCACCGGGCAAACCCAACAAGAGACGUGGAUAACGGGCCCGGAGUUUUUGAAGACCGAUGCGAGCCACUGGCCAAUAUCCAAGAAGCAGGAGAGCAUCAACGAUACCUCGGAGAUCCGGAAGCAUGUGAUGACGACGCAUUCGAAAUCAGUCGUUAUGUUCAACGCGCACGAUUUGUCAAAUUGGCGGCGGUUAUACAGAGCAGUGGCGCUAGUACUCCUGUUCAUUGAUCGGCUGCGAGCGAAAUGUGCCGGACGAGACAUGCCAGCAACCACGACAAUGGCUCAUGUGGGCAAGGCAAGGAUGCUGCUAUACAAGCAAUCUCAAUCCAUCGCCUUCGCAGCAGAACUGAAAACGUUAUCCGCGGGAACGGCGCUCAUCAAGGGAAGCAGAUUGGCCGGAUUGAACGCGUACCUGGACAACGAUGGAGUACUACAUGGAUGCCGGAUAACCAACCUCAUAGUUAGGAGCUUUCACGAAAAGUAUCACCAUCUCGCUCACGAAACUGUAAUAAACGACAUCAAAAAUUCGUUUUAUAUCAGCCGGCUACGAGUACUGCACAAAUCUGUGCGAAACACAUGCCAACGAUGCAAGAUCGACAGAGCAGUUCCCAGACCACCCCAGAUGGCACCGAUCCCGAGGGCAAGAGUUGGAAGCUUCGAGAGGCCGUUUACCUAUACAGGCGUUGACUAUUUUGGCCCGUUAUUGGUGAACGUCGGCCGGCGCAAAGAGAAGAGAUGGGUAGCUCUGUUCACCUGUCUUACGUUAUGCGCGGUGCAUUUUGAGAUCGCCCACAGUUUAGAUACAAGUUCAUGUAUCAUGUGCCUAGCCAAUUUUAUGGCCCUUCGAGGGACACCGAAGGAAAUAUUCUCUGACAACGGUACAAAUUUCAGAGCCACGGAAAAAGCCGUGCGCGAGGAGCUGAAAAAGAUCGAGCACGAUAAGAUCUCUAUUAAGUUCGACGGCAUAAAGUGGCGAUUCAACCCACCAGGACCACCGCACAUGGGUGGAGCAUGGGAGAGACUCGUCAGGACAACGAAAGGAAUCUUGAAGAACAUUUGCCCAAGUUACUCUUUCAACGACGAGGGGUUGAGAAACGCACUGAUGGAGGCGCAAUUUAUCAUCAACUCGCGACCUCUCACGUUCGUAAGUUUGGAUUCCGAGGAUGACGCUGCCCUGACUCCAAACCACCUGCUGCUAGGAUCAGCGAACGGAUACAAGCCGCUGCCAAAAGAGGGAAUGAAUCUGAAGCGUAGAUGGAACGAGCCUCAGCGCUUCGGAGACCGCUUUUGCCAACGAUGGGUUAAGGAAUAUGCACCCGUGUUAACCAGGCGCACCAAAUGGUUCGAGAAGGUGCCUCCAAUCACCAUCGGGAGCAUCGUCGUAGUCGUGGAUGAGCUUCUUCCCAGGAACCUGUGGCUAAAAGGACGCGUGACUGACGCAAUGAAGGCCAACGAUGGACAAGUUCGGCGGGUGACAAUCAAGACGCAGCAUGGUGCUAUAGAAAGACCAGCAACAAAGGUAGCAGUUCUGGACGUCGGCUUGGAGAAUGGUAACUGA
This is a messenger RNA of Drosophila bipectinata, 1683 nucleotides long. RefSeq lists its product as uncharacterized. Gene Ontology annotation, molecular function: nucleic acid binding. The record is from RefSeq and is a predicted model, not a curated record. Lineage: Eukaryota; Metazoa; Arthropoda; Insecta; Diptera; Drosophilidae. Gene Ontology annotation, biological process: DNA integration.